AUGAGUUCCUCGGAGGUGCAAGCCCUUGAGAAUGAGGUCAAAGAAUACAAACUACAACUCGAAACCGUCCAAUUGAGUCUACAAAAUGAUCCGGAGAACGCUGAAUUGGAGAGUCUCCAGGCAGAACUUGAAGAAGUCAUUUCCCUCACCGAAUCUGCCAUUGCAGAACUAAAGCCUGCCUCAGUCUCAGCCCGAGCCCCCAGCCCACCACAGUCACAAGUAAAGGAGAAAUGGUCAAAGCAGAAUCAUCCAGCCUAUCAGGCUGGAUAUCGCAAACCCGAGGCCGAACCCGAGGAGCCCACCACAACCACCACGUUUUCGGUCAAUGACACUGUAUCUGCGAGAUGGAAGUCGGGCGAUGGUGCAUACUACACAGCAAGGAUCACAUCCAUCACUGGUUCUGCCAGCGAUCCCGUCUACAUUGUGACAUUCAAAAAUUAUGGAAACAAUGAAACAUUGCGAGCAAAAGACAUCAAACCGCUGGCAACUGAUCCAAGGAAACGUAAGGCUGAUAACAUAUCAGGCACUUCCACCCCGACUUCCACCCCGGCCAACCCCAAUAUCAUCUCUGCGGCGGCAAGCGUCGAUCCCACCCUGGCUCAACAAGCCCGACGCGAACCUAGCAAGGUUAGCGAUGGACCAAUCCGACCGGCCAAAAUCCCUCGAAAAGUCAAAGCCAACAAAGAAUUAGAGGCUGGCAAGAACAAGUGGCAAGACUUCGCUGCCAAGUCCAAGAUUGGUAAAAUGCAGAAGAAGGACAGUAUGUUCAGGACAGGAGAUGGCGUCAACGCUCGAGUGGGUUUCACAGGUAGCGGACAUGAAAUGCGGAAAGAUCCCUCUCGCUCGAGGCAUGUUUACAAUCAAGGAGGAGCAGAUGAUUAG
Exophiala bonariae is the source of this 882-nucleotide messenger RNA. RefSeq lists its product as uncharacterized. Gene Ontology annotation, molecular function: RNA polymerase II cis-regulatory region sequence-specific DNA binding; DNA-binding transcription repressor activity, RNA polymerase II-specific. The record is from RefSeq and is a predicted model, not a curated record. Gene Ontology annotation, cellular component: nucleus. The transcript has 2 exons. Bases 1 to 882 code for a protein of 293 amino acids. NCBI's taxonomy places the organism in Eukaryota, Fungi, Ascomycota, Eurotiomycetes, Chaetothyriales, Herpotrichiellaceae. Gene Ontology annotation, biological process: negative regulation of transcription by RNA polymerase II.